AUGGCUCGUACCAAGCAGACAGCUCGCAAAUCCACAGGAGGAAAAGCUCCCCGAAAGCAGCUAGCCACAAAGGCUGCUCGCAAAAGCGCUCCAGCCACUGGCGGAGUAAAGAAACCUCAUCGCUACAGGCCCGGGACUGUGGCUCUCCGUGAGAUCCGACGUUACCAGAAAUCGACUGAGCUGCUGAUCCGCAAACUACCGUUUCAACGCCUUGUCCGAGAAAUCGCUCAGGACUUCAAGACUGAUCUCAGAUUUCAGUCAUCUGCAGUUAUGGCUCUGCAGGAAGCCGCCGAGGCCUACCUAGUAGGUCUCUUUGAAGACACCAAUCUUUGCGCUAUUCACGCAAAGCGGGUGACCAUCAUGCCCAAAGACAUUCAACUUGCUCGUCGUAUCCGCGGCGAGAGAGCCUAGAAUGGCUCUCAGUUGCCCCACGUGGCAACCAACACCGGCUUUUUUAAAA
Molecule: messenger RNA, 460 nt
Organism: Corticium candelabrum
Lineage: Eukaryota; Metazoa; Porifera; Homoscleromorpha; Homosclerophorida; Plakinidae
Product: histone H3
Exons: 1
Coding region: 1-411 (136 amino acids)
Cellular component (GO): nucleosome; nucleus
Molecular function (GO): DNA binding; structural constituent of chromatin; protein heterodimerization activity
Source: RefSeq, a predicted model, not a curated record